AUUAAUAGUAAAGCAGACGUGUACUGCCAUCUUUCUCUAACCUGUAAUAGAGUGGUUUGUGCCCACAAGAACUCUGUCAUUAUUAGACCUCUUUUUCAAUUUUUGAAUUUUUUUUUCCCAUACUCCCCUUAAUAUUUCAUGUACGAAGUAUCAUUGUCAUUUAAACUCUGUCUUCAAGAAGAGGGAGGAGGAAAGGGUGCUUAUAUAUUCAAGAAAAUCAAGAGAAUUUUAGUAUUUUAGCUGAUGGAAGACCGUAAGGAGAGGAAUACACAAUGGCUAUCCGUGCCGCAGUUUGGGGACUGGGACCAAAAGGGAGUGUUGCCGGACUACUCUAUGGAUUUUUCAAAAAUACGAGAAAUGAGGAAGCAGAACAAGAGGGAUCCGUCAAGAGCUAGUCUGGGGAACGAGGAAGAGCUCAUAUCUUCGACGAGAAGAGAUACCAACACUUCCCACAGUGUUCAACACAACUAUCAUCAGAACCACUCUCCAACGGCGAGGAGGAGCUUCUUCAGCUACUUUAACUGCUGCGUCAAGGCCUGAUUCUUGACGGGUCAAUUGGGCGCACUUUCUAGUUUUUGUGUUGAUUGAUGUAAUGCAGAGUCGUUCAUCAUUCACUGUGUUUUGACAGUUUUUUAUGGGAAGAAUUUGAGUUGUCGAUGCCUUUGUGAAUUCUACGUGUCUAGUUGUCCUCCCCCUCCUCGUUCCCUUCCAUUUCAUGCCUGCCAGGCUCGUUGCGAACCGGACGUUCCGUGUUCCUUGCAUAGUGUAGAUAUUCAUGUUGUUGUUCUACUAUCAUGCAUUUAAACAAGGAUCCACUCUACUUGCAUAUGGUGGAUUGUUUCUAAUGCCGUUUCUUUGCGAGUUUUUGGAAAAUUUGUCCGUUAAGAGUUGUGGAUGCUAAGGCGGAGUGGAUUUUCUUUUA
Sesamum indicum (sesame) is the source of this 922-nucleotide messenger RNA. RefSeq names its product sorbin/SH3 domain protein. The record is from RefSeq and is a predicted model, not a curated record. Lineage: Eukaryota; Viridiplantae; Streptophyta; Magnoliopsida; Lamiales; Pedaliaceae.